Molecule: messenger RNA, 642 nt
Organism: Penicillium subrubescens
Lineage: Eukaryota; Fungi; Ascomycota; Eurotiomycetes; Eurotiales; Aspergillaceae
Exons: 1
Coding region: 1-642 (213 amino acids)
Source: RefSeq, a predicted model, not a curated record
AUGGUCACAUCUACUUACGACCCAUACUUGUUGAUCUCAACAGCAAAAGGAGCUUUCGGCGUGGUCGGGAUACAAACCGACGAUACUCUGAUUUUGGGAUCCGACGAGUUCGCCGCGCUUGAAGAAAAGGAAUUAGCGGAGGCAAAGUUCAGCGCCAAGCCCAAGGAUACACUGUCUCCAGAGUACCCGCUGAUAUUCAAUAGCUGCGUUCUAACACAGAAGGAAGGAGACGCUGCAGUUGAGUUACGCCAGAAGGAGCAGGGCAAGAAACUUAAGCUCAUCGACCACAAAUUCAAGGACUUUAAACACGCAUACAUAGAACAACGUGCUCGCGGAGCUUACAUUGCAACAAUCUGCCAGCCGGAGGCUGCAUUCGACCUAUCCGUUGCCGCCCAACACCAGGACCCCACAGAAGCCGACGUCAACGCGCUGAACAAACGCAUCAUAUGGCAAAUGAAGAACCUAGACAGGGGUAUCAAAUAUAUUACAAUUAACCUAUCAACGGCGAAGCUCUUCGUAUUCGUCGAUGGAUCAUUCGCGAACAACAAAGAUUUUAGCUCCCAGAUUAGAUAUAAGAUCAUCCUCGCAAACGAGUCCACAAGGAGCGAGGAAUUUGAGAUCAUAGGAAACCUAAUCCAUUAG